Sipha flava (yellow sugarcane aphid) is the source of this 5806-nucleotide messenger RNA. RefSeq lists its product as uncharacterized. The transcript is spliced from 5 exons. The coding region runs from base 105 to 5639 and encodes 1844 amino acids. Lineage: Eukaryota; Metazoa; Arthropoda; Insecta; Hemiptera; Aphididae. The record is from RefSeq and is a predicted model, not a curated record.
GGACAUUCGAUCAUUUGUCAUUCGGUGAGCAAAUGAGUCAAUGAUGAUUAUGUGGUUUUCGCACAGUUAUUUAAGUUAUAUUUUUUGAAGUUUAUUCGACUAACAUGACAACAUCAGGCUUCUUGUGCGUGUUCGUAACUUUUAUCGCUCUUUCCCAGUGUUCUACUCACACUAAUAAUGAUUUUAUAUCAGUCAAGAAUGAUUCAAUGCUGCAUUCAAAUACAAAUGAUAUCAAAGUAUCUUCAAAAGUUAAUAUUACAGAAUUUUUCGAUCCGGAAAAAAAAAUAUUUGCACAUAAAAAUGAAAUGGCUGGAGAAUGUAUUCUUACAUAUACAGAUGAUAAUCUCAAUAUUUUAAAAUUCAAACAUAAAUAUGAUUUAAACAUGGAGUUUUCUGGUGAUGAAGUGGUUGAAAUAAUUGGCGAAAAUAUAAGAAACUUUUGCAAUUCGAAAAUCAUCAUUCUUAACAACUUCGUUAGUAAUAAAAAAAUUAGAUCAAAACGAUCGACUAGUAAAAAACGAUACCAAGGUCAAACACAAACCCAAUUCGUUAGUUUUGGAUCAAAAAAUUCUAGUCAAGGAACAAAAACCGGACUAGCAGAAGCAUUAUCACAACCUGAUUUAUCAAGGGCUACAGUCAGUGGUUUAAACGGAAUGGGACAGGCUCAAAGUCAGUCAAGUUUUGGUGACUGCGAUGAUUGUUCUGGACAAGAUAAUCCAACACAUUCAAUGCAUGAAGAAAUUACAAAUUCUAGGAAUAUUCCAUUAUUCCAACCUCAAGGUCCUAAUUCUCAAAAUCAAAAUGGACAGUAUCCAAGCGCAUACCCUCGAUUUGAUUCAAAUAAUAGAAAACCUGGUAAUGAAAACCAAGGUUCUGGUAUAAAAUUUUCUAACGGUAGGCAAUAUCCAAGUACAUAUCCAGGAUCUGGGUCGACUAAUAGAGUCCAGAGACCAGAAAAUCAAGACCAAGGCUUUGGUAUUGGAUCUUCUUCCGCUGGACUAUAUCCAAUUACUAAUCCGGGAUAUGGAUCAACCAAUAGAAUAAUAGGAAAACAAGACCAAAGGUUUGAUACCGGACCUUCUGCCACUGGACAAAAUCCUAAUUCAUUUCCAAUAUCUGGAUUGAACAAUAAAGAACAAGAGAAUCAAGAUCAAGUUUUUGGUAUUAAACCUUUAACCACUAGUCAAUAUCCUAUUACACAUUCAGAAUCUGAAUCGAACAAUAGAGGAAAUCAAGACCAAGGCUUAGGUGUUGGACCGUCUGCUGCUGAAAAAUAUCCAAGUUCAUUUCCAGCAUCUGGAUCGACCAAAAGAGUACCAGGAAAACAAGAUCAAGGUUUUGGUAACAGACCUUCUAUCACUGAACAAUAUCCUAAUUCAUUUCAAGGAUCUGGAUUGAAUAAUAGAGAACAAGGGAAACAAGACCAAGGUUUUGGUGUUGUACCUUCUUCAGUCGCUGAACAAUAUCCUAAUCUAUAUCCAGGAUCUGGAUCGAAUAACAGAGAAUCAGGAAAUCAAGACCAAGGCGGAGGUGUUAGAUCGUCUGCUGCUGCACAAUAUCCAAGUUCAUAUCCAAAAUCUGGAUCAAACAAUGGAGAACCAGGAAAUCAAGACCAAGGUUUUGCGGUUGAUUCCUCUACCGUUGGACAAUAUCCUAAUUCACUUCCAGGAUCUGAAUCAAAAAAUAGAGAACCAGGAAAUCAAGACUUUGGUAUGGGAUCCUCUACCGAUGGACAAUAUCCAGGUACUCAUACAGGAUCUGAAUCAAACAAUAGAGUAAUAGGAAAACAAGAUCAAGGUUUUGGUAUUGGACUCUCUACUGCUGGACAAUAUCCAGGAUUUGGAUCUACUAAUAGAGUACGUGGAAAAGACAAUCAAGGUUUUGGUAACGGACCUCUUAUUACUGGACAAUAUCCUAAUUCAUUUCCAGGAUCUGGAUCGACCAAUAUAAUUCCCAGAAAACAAGAUCAAGGUUUUGGUAUUGUACCUUCUGCUACUGGACAAUAUUUUAAUUCAUUUCCCGGUUUAGGAAUACAGGGAAGUCCAGAUUUCACUCAUAAAAAUCUACCUUCAUUAUGUAACUUCUUAUAUCAGACAUGCUUAAAUGUUAAUAAAAAUCCUAAUGUAAUACCUACAUCUAGUUCACAAAGUAUAGAUACUACACAAAAUAAUGAUUGGAAUCAAGAUAAUGGAAAACCAAUUAAUAAUCUAUCACCAUCUUAUCCUUUAUUUGAAGGAAAAAUGUUUCCAAACCAAGUACCCAAGUAUGGUCAGUCUGAAGAUCUAUUUGGAUCAGGUAUUAAACAACAUGGAUACACACCAUUUGGUGGACACUUAAAUCCAACACAAAGUCAACCUGGUUAUGGACAACCGCAAGUUUCAUUAGGACCCGUGAGAUCUAAUAUUCAUCGGACGGGAACUAUUCAAUCUGGAGAAAAUGUAAAUCCUAAUCAGUAUCAGCCUGGCUACGGACAGCAAAAAGGCUCAUUGGGAUCUGAUGUUUCACAACCUGGAUAUGUUCAAUCUGGUGGAAAUAUAAAUUUAAAUCAAUUUCAGUCCGGUUAUGGACAGCCACAAGGUUCAUUAGGAUCCGGUGAGUCUGGUUUUCAGCAACCUAGUGAAAAUGUAAAUCCAAAUCAAUUUCAAUCAAAUCAUGGACUGCCACAGAGUUAUAUAGGAUCUGCUGGAUCUGGUGUUCAACAAACGGGAUCGAUUCUAUCUAGUAGCAAUGAAGACCCUAAUCAAUUUCAAUCCAACUAUAGGCAGCCACAAGAUUCAUUAGGAUUCGAUGGGUCUGGUUUUCAACAACCUGACAGAAAUGUAAAUCAAAAUCAAUAUCAGUCCGGUUAUGGACAGCCACAAGGUUCAUUAGGAUCUGUUGGAUCUAACAUUCAACAAACUGGUGGAAAUGUACAACCAAAUCAAAUUCAACCCGGUUAUAGACAGCCACACGAUUCAUUGGUGGGAUCUAGUGUUUCACAACCGGAAUCUGUUCAAUCUGGUGGUAAUAUAAAUUCAAAUCAAUUUCAACCAGGUUAUAGACAGCUACAAGGUUCAUUGGGAUCUACUGGGUCUAAUAUUCAACAACCGGGAUUCAUUCAAUCUAGUGGCAAUGUAAGCCCUAAUAGAUUUCAGCCCAGCUAUGGGCAGCCACAAGGUUCAUUAGGAUAUGAUGGGUCUGGUUUUCAACAAACUGACAGAAAUGUAAAUCAAAAUCAUUUUCAGUCCGGUUAUGGACAGCCACAAGGCUCGUUGGGAUCUAGUGGGUCUGGCAUUCAACAAGCUGGUGGAAAUGUAAAUCCAAAUCAAUUUCAACCCGGUUAUAGACAGCCACAAGGUUCAUUGGGAUCUAGUGUUUCACAACCGGCAUCUGUUCAAUCUGUUGGUAAUACAAAUUCAAAUCAAUUUCAACCAGGUUAUAGACAGCCACAAAGUUCAUUGGGAUCUACUGGGUCUAAUAUUCAACAACCGGGAUUCAUUCAAUCUAGUGGAAAUGUAAACCCUAAUAGAUUUCAGCCCAGCUAUGGGCAGCCACAAGGUUCAUUAGGAUAUGAUGAAUCUGGUUUUCGACAACCUGACAGAAAUGUAAAUCAAAAUCAAUAUCAGUCUGGUUAUGGACAGCCACAAGGCUCAUUGGGAUCUAGUGGGUUUGGCAUUCAACAACCUAUUGGAAAUACAAAUCCAAAUAAAUUUCAACCGGAUCGUGGACAACCACAAGGUUCAUUAGGAUAUGAUGGAUCUAGUUUUCAACAACCUGACAGUAAUGUAAAUCAAAAUCAUUAUCAGUCUGGUUAUGGGCAGCCACAAGCUUCAUUUGGAUCUGGCGGGUCUAGUAAUCAACAACCAGGAACUGUCCAACCUGAAGGAAAUAAAAAUUCAAAUCAACUUCAACCCAUACACAAGCAGCCACAAGCUUCAUUAGGAUCUGGUGUUCAACAACCUGGAUCUAUUCAAUCUGGUGGAAUCGUAAAUCCUAAUCAAAUUUUACCUGGACCGUCUCAAAGUUCAUUUGGCAUUCAUCAACCUGAGUUUACUCUAUCUCCAGAUGGAAAAGGGGUACUUGGAAACCCACAAAUGAAUAAUGGUAAUAAUUAUUUAUCAAGAAAUCCAAUUAUUGGUGGUCAAUUUGGGACAGAUAUAUCUUCAGGAAGUUCGGUAACACCUAUUGAUACUGAAGGAGGAGAUGCACAAUCAAUGACAAAUGUAAAUGUUGAUGGCAAUGAAACUAGUGCAUCAGCCUCUGCUCAAGGAAAAUCAAAAACUGGAAUGACACAAACCCAAGUAUCUGGAACAUAUUCAGGAACAGGCCAAUUUUCAGCUCAAGCACAAACAAGUGAUAAUGACAAAGGAGCUCAAAGUCAAAUUUUAAGUAACACAAACGGCACAACAAGUACAGCUCAAGGAAAGGGUGGCAAAGGAAAAGCGCAAUCCCAAGUUUUCUAUAACUCUGAAGAUGGAAUUGCUUUAGGUGAAUCACAAAGUUCAGGUGUUAAUUACGGAACAAAUACUCAAUUACAGGCCGGUAUUAGAGGAGGAAUAGCUGAUGCUCAAUCAACAGGAACAGGAAGUACUUCCAGUCAGGCUCAAAUAGGUUUCUUACCAUACGAUUCCAAUAAUGACUCAAAUCAAAAGUCAAUAUACAAAGGCGGUGGAACAGCUUCUUCGCAAAGUGGAUCAUACAGUGGUCAAUCUCAAAGUCAACUAUUCGGUUCAUACAAGCAUGGUAUUUCUUACAAUGGUGCAGCUCAAGCAAGUUCUGGUAGUAAACUUCGUAACUUACCAAAAUUAAAUUUAGCCGACGCCCAGCUUAAGAUAGGACAACUCAAGGUAUUUAGUGAUGAAACACAUAAUCAAAAUAAUGCGAAUCAAUCUCUUAAGUUAGUUUCAAAGCCAUCAGAAUAUCAAACUCGUGAAGAAAAUACCACUAUCUACAAUAAGAAAUUAAAUAUUAAUCAAACAAAUAUUUCUUCGACGACGACUUCGACAAUUAUACCAGAAGAAGUAAAUCAAAAUAUUGACGAAGAUCAAGAGUAUGAUAAUAAUGAAGAAUAUGAUGACGAAAAUGAUACAAUUAUAAAUACUAAAGCUGCACAAUCUGAAGAAAAAUCAAACCCUAAACAAGAACAAAAUAUUAUUUUAAAUCUGGAUGACAAACAUGAUGCUCAAAUUACUCGUGAUUCUGAUAGCCAGUUAAAAGCUGGACAAGUUUUGGAUGCAGGUCAAAUCAUACCUGGUACUAAUGGAGCUAAAAUACCAGAUGGAUUUAGAGGAAGAGUCGCUUCAGUAGCUGGAGACCAAACCAAAGCUAAAGCUAUCCCUGGUGGUCAAGCACAAUCUCAAACUGUAUUACUUACGCCAGGAGCAGGUGGUUUAACUGUGGUAGAUAAAACUAAAUUGAAGGCACUAUUAGGUAAAGAAUCUUAUAUUAGACCAACAGGUAGGUCGUUCAAUACUUUUCAAACAAAUAUGGAUGGUGAAACAGGCAAAUUUGAUCCUGAUAAUAAAAAUGUCCAAUAUUUUACUAAAUCAUCAACUUGUGGUUACUUUUCUUUUUCUUGCAAUUAUGUAAAUGGAGCAAAAAGUGGCCCUAAAAUAUGUAAACCUAACCCAUCUCCUACCCCAUGCCAGAGAAAUAACUAAUAAUUAUGAUGAAUAUAUUAAAAUAACUGUUUUCAUUUAUUUUAUUUCAUAUUUUAAUACAAUAUUUUUAAUAAGUUAACAUAAAAAAAUUGUAUACUAAUUUAAACCUAACUUUGUACUAUGAAAUAUGUUUCUAUUAAUAAAACAUGUAAUAUUUUAUAAGCUAA